Hydra vulgaris (swiftwater hydra) is the source of this 2748-nucleotide messenger RNA. Its product is annotated as alpha-adducin. The record is from RefSeq and is a predicted model, not a curated record. Lineage: Eukaryota; Metazoa; Cnidaria; Hydrozoa; Anthoathecata; Hydridae. Gene Ontology annotation, cellular component: postsynaptic density; cytoskeleton; plasma membrane. Gene Ontology annotation, molecular function: actin filament binding.
AAUAUACGCAAACAUGAUUUAAUGUAUUUAAUUAUUUAAAAGUUAAUUUUUGCACAAUGGAUGACGUCAAUUUAUUAAUGGGAAUAAAUAUAAUAAAAGAUGCUCUCACCCAUAUUGUUCUUAUAGUAUUUCGAUCGUUUUGUUUAUAAAGUAUUAUUUAUAUUUGACUAUGACUAAGUAUCACUUUUAGACAUUUGUUAGACAGAUGACCAAUAUCAUUUAAAAGUAUACUCAAGUUAAAUAUGAAUGAGGAAAAACUAAUUUCGGAUUUAAAAAUUAAAAUGACAGGUAAUAAGACGCGGAGAUACUCGCAGCCAGAUACAAGACGAGUGGUUAGACAGCCUGAAGAGAUAUUAAGAGAUGUUAGAGGUCUAAAACUUCGACAAAGAGUUUCUUUGGUUCUAGGUGACGAAUCAUUUAAAGAAGAACUCGAAGAUUCUAUUAGAAAAGCCUCCGCAAACGGAGUAUCAUCUAGUAGUAACAUUCGCUCUUAUCAAGAUUUUUUACUUCCAGUUUUUCAACCAAGUUUAAUAACUAUUGGUAGAGGGUAUGGGAAUGCUGCCACAGUAUUACCUAUAAAUGAUAUUAGAGGAGAAAAUACUGUUAAGUAUAGUAAAGUAAAUAAAUCUCAAAGAUGCAAACUUGCUGCAGUGUAUCGUCUUAUAGAUAUGUUUGGUUGGUCUGAAGCCAUAUUUAAUCAUGUUACAUUACAAGUGGGUGAUAAAAAUGAAUUUUUAAUAAAUCCAUUUGGUUUGUUGUUCAAUGAAAUUACUGCAUCUUCAUUAGUAACGUGUGAUCUUAAUGGUGAUAUUAUAGACAGUGGAAGUACUGGAUUAUGUAUAAAUAAAGCUGGAUUUCUUCUUCAUUCUGCCAUUCACGAGGCUAGAACAGAUAUUAAAUGUGUUAUACAUGUUCAUACAGCAGAUGUUGUUGCAGUAUCUGCUAUGAAAUGUGGUUUUCUAAGAAUAAGUCAAGAGUCAAUAAUUGUUGGUAAUGUUUCAUAUCACGAUUACUAUGGUAUAAUUGUUGAUGAUAUGGAAAAAGAAAUUAUUAAAAAUGAUCUAGGACCAAAGAACAUGAUAUUAUUUCUACGUAAUCAUGGUGUUGCUGUGUGUGGUACUUCUAUUGAAGAUGCAUUCCAUAGACUCUUUAAUGUUAUGGAAGCUUGUGCAGCACAAGUCAAAGCUUUGUCUGUUGGAUUGGAAAACUUAAAUAUUAUUAGCGAAGAAGCUUAUGAGAAAGUUCAAAAAAUAAUGGAGGAAAAAGGAAGAAGUAUAUUUUAUGGAGAGGGAAGAUGUCAAAUACCUCUCGAUGAAUGUUUUUUUGAGGCUCAUAUGCGUUUAUUAGACUCCCAAGGUUAUAGAACUGGCUACACUUACCACAUGCCAGAUGUAUUUAUUUCUGGUAAAUCAUCAAAAAAAAUGCCUGACUGCUGUCUCCCUCCUCAGGCCACUUCAGACAGAGAAAUGCCUUAUCAUGUUUAUUAUGAUUUUUGUGAAACUAAAUCACGUAGUCCUUCACUGGGUAUGGGAAACAGUUAUCAGAAUAAAAUGAAGUGGCUUAACAGUCCGGUUUUGGCUACGCAAUAUGUUAAGGAAAGUCCAGCACCAGCUACCCUGUUAGACGAAGGCGUUAAAACAAAUUCAGUCCAAGAUGAUGUUUUUAUUAAUGAAACAGAAAUAGUUACUUGUGCAAUUCAAAAUGGCAAUACUGGAAAUAAAGAAGUUUGUCUUGAUGUCGUACCAACCAAACCUGAACCACGAAUAACAGUUGAUAACCAAGUUUGUUCCACUGUAGAAACGAAUGAAAGUGGGGUUGUUAUAACAACAACACCUUUAAAAAAUGAUAGGGGUAGCACAGACCAUUGUGGAAGUGCAACUGUUUUAACAUUUACGCCUUUAAAAAGUGACCUAGGGAGCACAGAUAAUUGUUUGACUCCAUCUCUUAACAGCGAAUCAGGAUCUGUUCAGAGCAAUCUUGAUGGGAAAUCUUCCCAGAAACUUAAAAAACAAAAAAGCUUCAAGGAGAAGCUGAUGAAAAAACUUCAUUUUAAAGAGGAAAAGACAAAAUGAAAAAGUUUAAAUAUGUUAGGACAAUAUAAUAUAACAAAUAUAAACAACAUCAAGGCUUUUGCUUAUUUUUUUAAAAUUGAUCUUAAAGUUUUAUCAUUAGGCAUGUAAAAAGUUUCUGGAUGAGCAAACGCGAUGUAUACUAUUUUUUAUUUUAAUUGAUAUUUCCAAAGAGUUUUUAUUGAUGUUAUUGAUAGCUCAUAUAAUUUGUUGCAUCUAGUUUUUAUAUUUAAAUUUUUCUUACUUUAGAGGUUUCUAUUAUUUUAAUUUACAAAAAUUAUUAUACAGUUAUUUUUUUAGUGGUCGUGCUUUAACGUUUUUAUUUUAUAUAACAUACAGUGUUACGUUAUUGGGUGUGAUAUGGCUUGACAUAUUUGGUCAAAUUGAGCUUUGAAAACAGGUUAUAUUACAUAUUUGCCCUAGCCAAAAACUUCUAUAGGACCUAUAGGAUUUUAGAACACUUUUUAACUUAUGUGUUUUAAUUUAAUGGGUUCAAAUCUUAAAUUUUUUUUUUGUUCCAAAUUCUUAUAGGACCCUAUAGGAUUUUUUGACUAGGGUGGUCAUAUUAGUAAAACUGGUUAUUUUACAUAUUUGGUCAUAUUGUAAAAACAGGUUAUUUUACAUAUUUGGUCAUAUUGUGAAAAAAGGUUAUUUUAAGAAAAAUAGUUUUUAACCUUAA